AGCGCGUCGAACAUUUAUCAAAACCUUAUACCUAAAAACAAAGCCGAUGCGUCAAAAACUACGACAAAAAGGUACAUCAACGGUAGUUGAAGGGAAAAUGGGAGUAGCUAAAAUGGGUAAAGUUAAGAACAUACAUACAUCAUCAAUGGUACCAUCAUUACCACGGAAAAGAGGACGGCCGUCCAAGAAACAGGAAAUGAAAACGGAGGAAAGAAUGAUAGAAGUGUCAAAAAAGGAAUUAAAAGAGAUUCAAACAAAUAAAAAUAAUGAAAAAGAGAAUUUAACACAAAAACAAAUAAAAACACCAAUAUCAAAUAAAGAAAGAGGAUUAAGUGUUAGUUUAGUAGUUGGAAAGAGUGGAAUUGCACGGGUUGUUCAAGGAGAAAUAGAGGUAGCAUCAGCACCACAAGAAAAUAUACGUAAUGGGACGGGGUUAAUGGAGCGUGUUCUUUCAACUCAAGCUCAUAGAAUACCAUGUCAAGUGGAAUAUAAACGACCGAAUGAUAGUUUGGCAUUUAUAACGGAUAGAGAGGGGUAUGUUCGUGUAGAACCAUUAAAUGGAAUUUUAUCACCUCAACUUCCAACGCCUAUGGAUUCGGAUUUUUAUAUGGAUAUGAAGGGAAGAGAUAUGAUGAACAUUCAGAGUUUAUUAAGCCCAGAAAGUCAAUGGGAAAGCUCAGGAGAUGAUAUAACGGAUGAAGAAGAUAUUAUGGAUGCACGUGUGGCAAUGAAGAAAUUAAUUGAUAAAAGACGUACAGUAGGCUUAGGCUUAGACGAAUUUCUGGGAAGUGAUGUAUUGAAUACACCAUCAUUUCGGGUGGGAAAACGGCAGCGGAAACUUUCUUGUAAAGCAUGUCAUAUGACAUUUCGGCAACUUUGGGUUUUACAUGCCCACGAGAAAAAAUGCAAUAUUAAGCAAACUCCAUUUCUUUCUUCUGACUAUUUCGAUGAUACUAUCGAAGACACAAUUUCUUAUUUUCAUGAAGAUGCACGCUCAGAACAAAGUAUUUCAUCACCAAUUCUUCCAGAGUCUAUACCCUUAUCUAAAUUCAUUGAACAUCCUACGCAGCGCAAAAACAUUCUCUCAUCUUAAACAUUAAAUAGAAGAAAUUAUGUUUUUCUAUUCAACAAAAAAAGUG
Molecule: messenger RNA, 1139 nt
Organism: Pneumocystis carinii B80
Lineage: Eukaryota; Fungi; Ascomycota; Pneumocystomycetes; Pneumocystales; Pneumocystaceae
Exons: 4
Coding region: 47-1093 (348 amino acids)
Source: RefSeq, a predicted model, not a curated record